AACUCCAUCACCUCCAGCUCGACAACAGCUUCAAUCCCCCACAUCCUCGCCCACUCUCCCUCUCACUCCCCGAGGAACCUGCAAGCGAUGUUCUGAGCAGCCUCUCCAACCAACAUACAACCUACGACUUCCGCGUCCGCUCACUCCACCACGCCUAUCCAUCUCAUCCUGUCUGAACCUCCGACCUCCGUCCGGAACACCACACCACCAUACCAACAAUGGCUCUCCCAACAACCACCCCACAAAUUCCUCACCACGUAACCUCCCUCCUCACGCACCUAACCUCCCGCCCGGGGGUCCAAUCGACCUUCAUCCUCUCGCGCAAAGACGGCUCCAUCAUCCAAAGCACCGGCCUACACGCCCCCAAACCCAGCCGAUCCAGCCCCCAGUCUCACACUCCUUAUGCUCAAGCUGCCUCCACCUCCAUCUCCACCUCCGCUUCCACCUCAGAGGACCCCAACAACACCGACACCGACCCCUCCACCAACCCCUCCCACCACCACCACCAACAACAGCAACAACAGCAGCAACAACAACAACAACAAGAACAACCUCUCUCCCCCACCCAAAUCGCCCUCCCGCUAUCCCCCAUCGCCCCAACAAGUAAAAAACAACCCUACCACCCCUCGCACGCCGAGGCCCUCGCCGCACACAUCUUCGCGUUUGUGUCCAGCGCGUCGGAUUUGAGUCUGUCGCUGUCGCAUCCACCGGAGGGUGAUGCGGGCGCGGGCGCGACGAGACACGAUGGCUUUGUGGAUGGCGGGGCCGGGGACGCGGAGGGUUCGUUUGAGAGGGACGGGGCGGAUGAUGAUGAGGUUAAGUUGUUGAGGUUGCGCACCAAGAAGCAUGAGAUUGUUGUCGUGCCGGAUCGCAAGUUCUUGCUUUGUGUGGUGCAUGAUGCGGCGUAUGGGGUGGGGGGGCUGGGGGGAGGAGGUAGAAGGUAGAUUUGUUUGAUUGAUGGAUGGAUGGAUGGAGGGAGGGAGGUGUUUUUGUUUCGGUUGGUUGGCUGGUUGGUUGGUGGAUAUACCCGGUUUAUUGUGAAUUCUGUCUGUCUGUCUGUCUGUCUCUCUCUCUCUGUGUGUGUGUGUCUGCUUGCUUGUCUGUCUGUCUAUUGGGGCUGUGUUUGAUGUCGAUGUGGGGAUUGGGGAGGGGUUGAGGAAAGUCUGGACGAUCGGUAGAAGAGGGAGGAUGGAGAAGGGGAUAUCUUGAAGAAGCUGGAAUAUACCAUGUCAUUCUAUUUCUAUUCUUUAUGGAAUUUCUGUUGAAUCAGAUAGAACUGACAAUUUUUUA
Molecule: messenger RNA, 1290 nt
Organism: Aspergillus heteromorphus CBS 117.55
Lineage: Eukaryota; Fungi; Ascomycota; Eurotiomycetes; Eurotiales; Aspergillaceae
Exons: 2
Coding region: 219-944 (241 amino acids)
Biological process (GO): microtubule-based movement
Cellular component (GO): cytoplasm; cytoplasmic dynein complex
Molecular function (GO): dynein intermediate chain binding
Source: RefSeq, a predicted model, not a curated record